Brachypodium distachyon (stiff brome) is the source of this 1277-nucleotide messenger RNA. RefSeq names its product cyanelle 30S ribosomal protein S10. The record is from RefSeq and is a predicted model, not a curated record. Gene Ontology annotation, biological process: translation. Bases 109 to 1188 code for a protein of 359 amino acids. The transcript is spliced from 3 exons. Gene Ontology annotation, cellular component: ribosome; mitochondrion; small ribosomal subunit. Gene Ontology annotation, molecular function: RNA binding; structural constituent of ribosome. NCBI's taxonomy places the organism in Eukaryota, Viridiplantae, Streptophyta, Magnoliopsida, Poales, Poaceae.
CUGGAUAAUGGACCGCGAUAGGGCAGCAGAGGCCUUCAGAAAACCAACGGCUCCCGGACUUGCCCCUCACCUCUUCUUCCCCUCUCAUCCCCGCUUCCUCGCCUCGCCAUGGCCGUCUCCGCCUCCACCUCCUCCACGCUCCCCCUCCUCUUCCUCCACCGCGCCACCACAAGCCCUAACCCCACAGCGCUCUCUUUCACCUCCUCCCUCCGCGCAUCCCCACUGCGCUCCCGGGCCGCGGCCUCGCCCACCGAGGUCCUCGCCGACGACCUACCCUCCGACACGCCACCAGUGGGCGAGGGAGCGGGAAUUCCGAUGCCAUCGUCCAUUGGGGAUGAUGGGGAGCAGUUGCUGUUUGGUACUACUGCCGGAAAAGAAACUUUUGUGAGGCCUUGUGCACAGCUGCACUCCUCCUUCAGUGAUUCCUUCAACGUGUCUCAAGAGAAAAUAGUGAUAACAAACAGUCAUGGAGAGAAACUUUUUGGUGUUUUGCACGAAGCCGGAUCUAAAGACAUCGUGGUGUUAUGCCAUGGAUUUAGGUCGUCAAAGCAAAGUAAAACCAUAGCUGGUCUCACUGAUGCCUUAACAUCAGAGAAGAUUAGUGUAUUUUGUUUUGAUUUUUCUGGCAACGGGGAAAGUGAUGGUACAUUUCAGUAUGGCAACUACUACAAAGAGGUGUCUGAUUUGCAUGCGGUAAUACAAUAUUUCAAGGAACACCAGCGGUAUACCCGUGCAAUUGCUGGCCACAGCAAGGGAGGAGAUGUGGUCAUCAUUUAUGCAUCAAUGUAUCAAGAUGUAUCUAGUAUUAUCAACAUAUCUGGAAGAUUUGAUCUGAAACGUGGAAUUGGAGAACGCCUUGGCAAUGAUUAUAUGGAAAGGAUAAGUAAACAUGGUUUCAUUGACGUGGAACAGAAAACGGGACAUUUCAUGUACCGUGUAACCAAAGAAAGUCUAAUGGAUCGUCUCAAUACAGAUAUGCAGACUGCAUGCAUGUCCAUUGACCCUAAUUGCAGGGUGUUGACAGUUCACGGUUCAGAUGAUGAUGUUGUGCCAUCAGAGGAUGCUCUAGAAUUUGAUAAAUAUAUAUGCAACCACAAAUUGCACGUUAUUGAAGGAGCUGAUCAUCGAUAUGCAUUCCAUCAACUUGAGUUGGCUAACAUUGUAAUCAAAUUUAUUAGAUCUGGGUGAGAGAGGAUGUUUUGAACAAAUGUAACCAUGACAAUGCAUCUUUUAUCCCAAUAUUCUCAUGAAUUUUGAUUGGAGUUUCAUUGGAUUGA